UUAAUUGAAUCAAACACCUGCAAAGUAGAAGAAAGCAAUCGAGCAGAGAAGAGCAAAGAAACUGCCUUGAUCGUGGAUGUAACAGAAGCCAGCUGCGGCGAUGGACUGGCACUCCUUCAGGAUAGCUGCCCUGCUGCUCACUUCCCUGGUGGUGCUUGAAGUUAACAGUGAAUUUCAAAUCCAGGUAAGAGAUCAUAACGCCAAAAAUGGUACCAUCAAGUGGCAUUCCAUCAGAAGGCAGAAACGAGAAUGGAUCAAGUUUGCUGCAGCCUGUCGAGAAGGUGAAGACAACUCAAAGAGAAACCCAAUUGCCAAAAUUCAUUCAGAUUGUGCUGCAAACCAACCAGUGACAUACCGCAUCUCGGGAGUGGGAAUUGACCAGCCACCUUAUGGAAUCUUCAUUAUUAACCAAAAAACUGGUGAAAUCAAUAUAACAUCCAUUGUUGAUCGUGAAGUCACCCCCUUUUUCAUUAUCUACUGCCGAGCACUGAAUGCACAAGGUCAAGACUUGGAGAAUCCACUGGAGCUUAGAGUCAGAGUGAUGGACAUAAACGACAACCCUCCUGUGUUUUCAAUGACUACAUUUCUAGGACAAAUAGAAGAAAACUCUAAUGCAAACACACUGGUAAUGAAACUCAAUGCUACCGAUGCUGAUGAGCCAAAUAACUUGAACUCAAUGAUAGCCUUCAAGAUCAUAAGACAGGAGCCUUCUGACUCACCAAUGUUCAUCAUCAACAGGAAAACUGGAGAAAUCAGAACAAUGAAUAACUUUCUAGACAGAGAGCAAUAUAGCCAGUAUUCCCUUGUGGUGAGAGGCUCAGACCGUGAUGGUGGAGCAGAUGGCUUGUAUGCAGAGAGCGAGUGCAGCAUCACCAUCCUCGAUGUCAAUGACAACAUCCCAUACUUGGAGCAGUCAUCUUAUGACAUCACAAUUGAAGAAAACGCACUUCACUCCCAGCUAGUGCAGAUCAGAGUCAUUGAUUUGGAUGAAGAAUUCUCAGACAACUGGAAGGCAAUCAUUUUCUUUAUCUCUGGAAAUGAGGGAAAUUGGUUUGAAAUAGAAAUGAAUGAAAGAACAAAUGUAGGAACUCUGAAGGUGGUCAAGCCCCUAGAUUAUGAAGCCGUGAAGAAUCUACAACUUAGUAUUGGUGUUCGAAAUGUAGCUGAAUUCCACCAGUCAAUUCUUUCUCAAUACAGACUCACAGCAACUAUGGUCACUGUGACUGUGUUAAAUGUCAUCGAGGGCUCUGUGUUCCGUCCAGGUUCAAAGACAUUUGUAGUAGACAGUAGAAUGGAAGCAAAUCACAGAGUGGGAGACUUUGUAGCUACAGACCUGGACACAGGUCGAGCUUCCACAAAUGUUAGAUAUGAAAUGGGAAAUAACCCAGAGAACCUGCUGGUUGUUGACUCAAGAACAGGCAUAAUAACGUUAAGAAACAGAGUUACUAUGGAACAAUACCAAAGGCUUAAUNNGNNAUAUNAAGGAACAGUGCUAUCAAUAGAUGAUUCCCUUCAGAGGACCUGCACGGGGACAAUCGUCAUUGAACUUAGUGGCACUGGCUGGGUAUCAGGUUCAGAUGGUGAUGGCAGUUCCAGUGGCAGUGGUGGUAAUCGUGACCCAGUGACUAAUGGAUAUCAAAGCACUUCCACUGUGGGCCCGCAACGUGUCACAGGAUCAGGGGGAGUCACCUUAAGUGGUGGAGGCAGCGGAGUUAACAACACUCCCGGUAGGCAAAAUCCCUUAGAGGAACCGGAACCGGAGCCCUUUGACAUCACAGAAGACAACGUUCACCUCGGUCCUGCAGGCAUCGGGCUGCUCAUCAUGGGGUUCCUAGUCUUAGGAUUGGUUCCAUUCCUGCUGAUCUGCUGUGAUUGUGGAGGGGCCCCUGGUGGUGGAGCUGGAUUUGAACCUGUUCCAGAAUGUUCUGAUGGAGCAAUUCACACGUGGGCCGUAGAAGGGCCACAGCCUGAACCCCACAAUGGGAUAACCACCAUCUGUGUGCCACAAAUGCCACCUGGUAAUGCCAAUGUUAUAGAAUAUAUUGACAACUCAGGAGUUUAUACAAAUGAAUAUUGUGGCAGAGAAAUGCAAGAUCUGGGAGGAGGAGAAAGAACCACAGGAUUUGAACUAAUGGAUGGAGUUAAAACAUCAGCUGCACCUGAGAUAUGCCAAGAAUAUUCAGGAACAUUAAGAAGAAAUUCAAUGAGAGAAUGUAGAGAUGGGGGUCUCAACAUGAAUUUCAUGGAAAGUUACUUCUGCCAGAAAGCCUANGCUUAUGCGGAUGAAGAUGAAGGACGUCCAUCCAAUGAUUGUUUGCUCAUCUAUGACAUCGAAGGUGUGGGUUCCCCUGCAGGCUCCGUGGGCUGUUGCAGUUUCAUUGGAGAAGAUCUAGAUGAGAGCUUCCUGGAUACNUUGGGGCCCAAGUUUAAGAAGUUGGCAGAUAUCAGCCUGGGAAAAGAAAUAGACUCAUACCCAGAUCCUGAUCCUUCUUGGCCUCCUCAGAGCACUGAACCGAUGUGUCCCCAAAGUACAGAGCCCCUGGGUAGUGGACACCCACCCAUCUCCCCACAUUUUGGCAGGACCACAGUAAUUUCUGAGAAUGUCUACCCUUCUGGCCCUGGAGUACAGCAUCCUAUGCCAAUUCCUGAUCCUCUGGGCUAUGGUAAUGUCACUGUAAGGGAGUCCUAUGCCACCUCUGGCACUCUGAAACCCUCUGUCCACUUUCAUGAUAACCAGCAGACUUCAAAUGUGGUGGUGACAGAGAGGGUGGUGGGCCCCGUCCCUGAUGCUGAUUUGCAUGGCAUGUUAGAGAUACCUGACUUAAGAGGUGGAGCAAAUGUUAUAGUGACAGAAAGGGUAAUAGCACCAGGCUCAAGUCUACCCACUUCUCUAGCCAUUCCUAACCCUCGAGAGACCUCGAAUGUAGUUGUGACAGAAAGAGUGAUCCGACCAACCUCGGGCAUGAUAGGCAACCUGAGCAUGCCCCCUGAGUUAUCAAGUGCCCACAACGUGACUGUGACAGAGAGAGUGGUUUCCGGUGCUGGUAUGAGUGGAAUUGCUGGCACUGCUGCGUUAGGUGGGGUUGGAGGCGUAGGCAGCAGUGGCAUUGUUAGCACCACCAUGGGUGAUGGUGGCACUGGGCUGAGCAUGGGAGGGACAGCCACUAUUGGCCACAUGAGGAGUGCCUCUGACCAUCACUUUAGUCAGACAGUUGGGUCUGCCUCCCCCAGCAUGGCUCGAAGUCGAAUCACAAAGUACAGUACGGUACAAUAUAGCAAGUAGUCAUGGCCCCAGAGUAUUGUUCACCACCAUCUCAGUGACUUACAUCCAACUCCUGCCCCCAAAUCUAACAGUGCAAUUUAUGAUGCAGAGCAGGCUAUGGGAGACCUGUGGAGUAAGG
Molecule: messenger RNA, 3401 nt
Organism: Mus caroli (Ryukyu mouse)
Lineage: Eukaryota; Metazoa; Chordata; Mammalia; Rodentia; Muridae
Source: RefSeq, a predicted model, not a curated record